CCAAUCUCUGUCGACCCUUUGUUGCCGCUCGACCCAGUCGGCUUGCCCUCUCGUCCCAUGGGUCCCGUCCUUUCGACCCAGUGCAAUCUCCAGCACGUCAUAUCCAACCGUCCUCCAUCCUUUGCUUACCUCAUCUUCGAGCCUCCAUCUUCUAUGCCCGCUUCUUCCUCGCACAAGGCCCACAACAAUGACUCGCCUUCUUAGCCUUC
Molecule: messenger RNA, 209 nt
Organism: Striga hermonthica
Lineage: Eukaryota; Viridiplantae; Streptophyta; Magnoliopsida; Lamiales; Orobanchaceae
Source: the annotation of a GenBank genome assembly